UCGGGUUUACCAUUACAGAUUCCUCGAAUCCCGGGAAACAUUCACACCAACGAAAACCUGAAUUGUUUUUUCGUAAAUGCCGGUUGAAUUUUCGGCGAUCAGGAGGGCGGAUGCUCUGACAGUCUGACUAAUACAGUGUUAAUUCCUUCCUGUAAUCAUAAUCUUUUCGCUAGCGACAACGUUGGUAAACGCAAGUGAAGCUCAUAAGUCGCUGGGCCCAGCUUCUUGUCUCUCAUGCCACCGUCUAGGUAAGCUAAAACCCGCGCGUAAAAACGCCUGAAACAGAUGACCCAACGGCCCCCCGUUUUGUUCUUGCCCAAUUCUGGUUAAAAAAUCUGGUGUCUUUUACUGUUGGGGAUUGGGUUUUAUUUCAGACUUUAGCUUUAUAACGAUUGGGGUUCUGGGGAAUUUCGGGGGUGUGGGUUUAUGGGCAUUGUUGGUGUAACUCAAUUUUCAUUCAAAAAUUUCGUGUCUUUAGCUAUUAUUUUUGGUUCUCAGAAUUGGGUAUUGGGAAAGAUUGGACCUUGUGUGAUUGUUAGGGUCAUGUGGUUUAUAGGCAUUGUGUAGGGGUUUUUGGGUGAUUGAAUCAUGCAGCUCGGUGAAGAAGGCGGUGGUUGUGGCGGUGGCGCUGGCGGUGAUGUUGAGAAGCAGAGGUGCAAAAGGGCUAAUUCAACAAUAGGGUGGAGGUGCAAAGAUAACGCCUUGGACGGUGGUGUUUACUGUGAAAAACACUUGAUAUGGCAUCGCAAAGUAGCUGCCAAAUGGAGGAUGUCCAGGAAUCGUAAUUCCACUUCCGGCGCGGCGGUUUCCGGUGGUCGGAGUUCUAGUACGGCGUCUCACGGUGACGGCUCCGAAACGGAAGUUAGGCAUCCGCAGAAACGGAAGCAUGACGGAGUUUUGGGUUCUGAGAAUUUGAAUGUGGGAGUUAAGAAGAGGAAUUUGGGUAAUCUUGAAGGGAUUGCCCUUAACCACCAAGGAGGGCUGGAGGAGGGUUUGGAGGACAAUAAGAAAAAUGCUGUCAUUGACGAAACCGGGGAAAUUUUAGUGCAAUUUGUUGAUGAUUUUUGUGGUAAUGGAAUUGGAGGUGUAAAAAUGGAUGAGGGUGAAAGGGUUCAUCUUGAAGCUAGUUCCAAUGGAGGGGUUAUUGAAACGAAGGACGAGGAUCAAUUGAAUGUUCUUGUUGUUGAAGGUCAUGACAAGUCAUUUGUGAGUCAAUCUACUGAUACUUUAUGCAGGAAGAGGAGGGGCAGACCGAAAGGUUCAAAGAAUAAGAAGAAACAAGAUGUAGGUGAUGUAAGCAGAGAUGUGAUAAAAAGAGGGAGGGGCAGACCUAAGGGUUCAAAGAAUAAGAAGAAAACCAUUGUAGGUGAUGAAUCUGGGAAGUUGCUCUUGUUGGACAGCCAAUAUGGUGGUAAUGAAGGUGGUGGUAUGACUGUUGAAAAGAAGAACGAAUAUGAAUCAGUGGCUGUUAUUGUAACUGGAGAGGAUGGGGGAGCCCUUAAUGAAGUUGCUAAUGGUAAUGGAGAUGGGAUAAUCGAUGAGAAGGAUGACCAUGAUUGGCCCAAUGAUCUAAGUAGCAAGAAAGUUUUUGCCAAUCCAGGAAAGAAAAUCGAGCAAGAGAACAUGGCAAUUGAUAAUGCAAAAGACGGGGGAACUAAAUGUGAUGUUGGGGAUGAGGCUAUAAAGUGGAAGAAUGGAAAUGAGUGGCCAAAGAUCAAGAAACGUGGUCGUGGGCGACCCAAGGGUUCAAAAGGUAAGAAAACUCUGGCAGCUGAGAUUGGUUGGAGAAAAAUCGUAAAUGAAAACCUCAGGCAGAAGAAAGGCCGGGGCAGGCCCAAGGGCUCCAAGAAGCGACUCCAACUGAUUGCUACUAGUGAAGGCACCAAUGUAGACUCUGGACUGUCCUUAGCUGAACCAGGCUGUGUUCAUGAAUUGGAUCAAACAGACCCAACAACCUCUGCCAUUGUGUUUGGAACAUCUGCUUACAGUAUGGAGGACAACCUUGGUGAGAACAAACAAAGAAAUAACCGGACUUCACCCAGAAUAUCCUUGCAGGAUGCUAUCAGUUGGAAGGAUUAUGGGGGUCUAAUGUGCCAUCAAUGCUUGAAAAACAAUAAAGUUGACAUCAUCAUCUGCACAAAAUGCAAAAAGAAACGCUACUGCUUUGAAUGCAUUGCAAAGUGGUACCCAGAGAGAACAAACCAAGAAAUCGAGAAUUCCUGCCCGUUUUGUUGUGGCAAUUGCAAUUGCACAACUUGCCUUCAAGGGGAUAUACGAGCACAGGCUCGCAAAGAGGAAGUUGAUAAAGAAGUGCAUUUGCAAAGGUCUCGGUAUUUGCUGUUAAAUAUUCUGCCACUUCUCAGGCAUAUUCAAGAAGAGCAAAGGGCUGAGCUAGAUGUUGAAGCCAGAAUACGUGGUGUCCAAUUGACAGAGGAAGAUAUAACAAAGUCCAUAGUUGAUGAGGAUGACCGAGUUUACUGUGACAACUGCAAUACGUCCAUUGUCAAUUUCCACAGAAACUGCCCAAAUCCCGAUUGUGCUUAUGAUAUUUGUCUCAAUUGCUGCCGGGAACUAAGAUGUGGGUUUCCACCGGGACUUACUGAAGCUCAAUCGAAGUCUGUUGAAAGACCAAAUGAUCAUAAUGCGGUUCUAAAUAAAAAGACAUCUUCAGAUGUUGGGGAAAGGCCCGAUGCUCUCUCGGGGAAACAUGACACGUCUUCCCGAUUUUGCCCUUGGAAAGCAAAAGCCGACGGUGGCAUACCUUGUCCUCCUAAGGAGUGUGGCGGUUGUGGUUCUUCCAUGCUAGCACUACGGUGCAUAUUUGAACCUAAUUGGGUGAAUGAACUAAUCAAAGGUGCGGAGGAACUUACUUCCAAUUGUCAGUUACCCGAAAUUGAUUUCUCGCAACCUUGUCCAAUGUGCCUUACCGUCACUUCCGUGGGAAAGGGCGAUAAUAAGCAUAAUGUAAGGCGAGCAGCUUUUAGGGAGAACGGGCAGGAUAAUUUGCUGUAUUGUCCUAACGCUAUUGACUUGCCGGACCAAGAGUUUAUGCAUUUUCAAAGGCAUUGGAGAAGAGGUGAACCCGUUAUUGUGAGAAACGCGCAAGCCACGGCCUCUGGCCUCAGCUGGGAGCCAAUGGUAAUGUGGCGAGCUUUCAGAAACGCAACGAAAAAGUUGAGUGAAGAGAGUUUCUCCGUAAAGGCAAUUGACUGCUUAGAUUGGUGUCAGGUCGAGAUAAAUAUUCACCAGUUCUUCAGGGGAUACUUAGAAGGACGCAAGCAUCGUAACGGGUGGCCAGAAAUGUUAAAGUUGAAGGAUUGGCCGCCAACUAAUUUAUUCGAAGAAUGUUUGCCAAGACACGAUGCUGAAUUCAUUUCCAUGCUUCCCUUCCGGGAUUACACCAACCCUAGAUCGGGUUCUCUGAAUCUCGCUACUAAGCUUCCCGAUGGAUCCUUGAAGCCGGAUUUGGGUCCUAAAACUUACAUCGCUUAUGGAUCAGAAGAAGAACUUGGACGAGGCGAUUCUGUGUCUAAGCUGCACUGUGACAUCUCCGAUGCGGUCAAUAUACUGACACACACUACUAAAGUAGACUUCACUUCACGGCAAAGAAGAAGAAUUGAGAAAUUAAGGAAGCAGUUCGAAAUCGAAGAUUUGAAAGAGCUUUAUGGCAGUGAAAAUCAAAAGCAUAUGGAGUCCGAAACAUCUGACAUCAAAUAUAGUGGCGGGGGAAAAUUUGAUGAUAAAAAUUCUUGCUCGUUAGAAAAUGGAAACAGCGAGAAGGAAGUUGAAGACCUAGAGCGGCUUCCCGGGAUACAUUCUGAUUCUGGUACCGAUUGCUCAGCUCUUCCAGAACCAGACAUCACAUUAACCGAACAUCUUCUUGAAAGCAGUCAAGGUUGUCUGGAUGUUGUACAAGGUGGUGCUUUAUGGGACAUCUUUCGUCGAGAGGAUGUGCCUAAGUUAACAGAAUAUUUGCAGAAGCAUUGGAAGGAAUUUCGCCAUAUUAACAACGUUCCUGUGAAUUCUGUCGCUCAUCCUAUUCACGACCAGACAUUUUAUCUGAACGAGAAGCACAAGAAACAGCUGAAGGAUGAAUUCGAUGUUGAGCCUUGGACAUUUGAACAAUACUUGGGCGAGGCGGUCUUCAUUCCUGCGGGAUGUCCACAUCAAGUUCGAAAUAGAAAGUCCUGCAUUAAAGUUGCGGUCGACUUUGUAUCCCCCGAAAACGUUCAAGAGUGCAUCCGGUUGACCGAGGAGUUUCGCGUUCUUCCCAAAUCCCACAGGUCUAAGCAAGAUAUAUUGGAGGUAAAGAAGUUGGCGCUUUAUGCCGCUAGCGUUGCUGUUGAUGAGGCGAGGAAUCUAUUGAUGGAACUACCGUCAAGAGAAGAAGAUGAACAUGUUGAAGAAGCUUUGCUUAAUCCAAGCUUUUCCUGUUGAGAAUAUACAUUUUUUGUUUACCAUUGCUACAUAGUAUAUGCAGUAAUUCUCAGAGUUACAGACUUAUAGAAGUCUUUCCAUUCUGGGAAUAUUAUGUUGUAUAUCAAAAACAUGAUUAAUUUGUCCCUGAACUCUAGAAGUAGUUAUGGUAGUUUUUUUUUUUUCUGGUUACCAUUGUUUAAUAUGGUUAUGAUAUGAUGUGAGCCCUUAGUAUAAAUAGAAAAUUGAUUGAUAUUUUUCUUCAUUAUCUAUAAUGUUAAAAAAAAUUAUUUA
Ipomoea nil (Japanese morning glory) is the source of this 4710-nucleotide messenger RNA. Its product is annotated as lysine-specific demethylase JMJ25-like. The transcript is spliced from 14 exons. Gene Ontology annotation, cellular component: chromatin; histone deacetylase complex. NCBI's taxonomy places the organism in Eukaryota, Viridiplantae, Streptophyta, Magnoliopsida, Solanales, Convolvulaceae. The coding region runs from base 589 to 4437 and encodes 1282 amino acids. Gene Ontology annotation, molecular function: transcription coregulator activity; histone H3K9 demethylase activity; chromatin DNA binding. Gene Ontology annotation, biological process: regulation of transcription by RNA polymerase II. The record is from RefSeq and is a predicted model, not a curated record.